Molecule: messenger RNA, 1445 nt
Organism: Rhagoletis zephyria (snowberry fruit fly)
Lineage: Eukaryota; Metazoa; Arthropoda; Insecta; Diptera; Tephritidae
Product: ATP-dependent 6-phosphofructokinase, platelet type-like
Biological process (GO): fructose 1,6-bisphosphate metabolic process; canonical glycolysis; fructose 6-phosphate metabolic process
Cellular component (GO): 6-phosphofructokinase complex
Molecular function (GO): ATP binding; monosaccharide binding; identical protein binding
Source: RefSeq, a predicted model, not a curated record
AUGUCUUCACCAGCUACCAUUACCACCAUUCCCCUGACUCCGAACGCCACCUCAAACACGCCCUUGGCCUGCAUCGGCGUGCUGACCAGCGGCGGCGACUCGCAGGGCAUGAACUGCGUCCUCUUCGGCCUGGUGGCAGCCGCCGGCCGGGAGACCGAGGUGUACCUGAUUCGCGACGGCUACCAGGGCCUGGUCACCGGUGGGCCGGGGCUGAUUGAGAAGGGACGUCGGGAGGAGCUGGCGAAGUACCUGCAUCAGGGCGGCACCAUUAUCGGGUCCUCCCGUUGCGCCGACUUUCGCACCGCCGAGGGACGCAAACGUGCCGCCCGGAAUCUCCUCUCGCGGAACAUUUCCAACCUGGUGGUGGUGGGCGGCGACGGCAGUCUGACCGGGGCAAAUCUCCUCCGCCAGGAGUGGCCGGCCAUUGUUGCCGAGUGGAGCAAGGAGAACAGGCAGCAGCAGCAGGGCAAUUCGAACCAGCUGGCCAAGCUGAACCUGGUGGGCAUCAUCGGCUCCAUUGACAACGACUUCCAGGGGACGGAGAUGACGGUGGGCGCCGACUCCGCUCUCUUUCGCAUUCAAGAGGCGGUGGACGUGCUGCGAACGACCGCUGCCAGCCACGGCCGCGUGAUGGUGGUGGAGGUGAUGGGCCGCAACUGCGGCUACCUCGCCCUCUCCAGCGCCCUCGCCACUGAGGCGAGCUACGUCUUCCUGCCUGAGUGUCCUCAGGAGGAGGAGGAGGUGGCUGGCCAGAACCAGGGCCAGGGAACCGGCAAAAGUUGGCAGGCAAAGCUGGCCGCCCGGAUCGCCUUUGAGCGCGCCCACGGCAAGUUCUACCACCUGGUGAUCGUGGCGGAGGGCGCCUGCACCGUCAAUGGCGUCGCCCUCAAGGCGACGACCAUUCGCGAGUACCUGGGCGGCGAGGGUGGCCUUCGCCUGGACGCGCGGCUGUGUUACCUGGGCGGCGAGCAGGGCGGUGGCCUCCGCCUGGACGCGCGGCUCUGCGUGCUGGCGCACACGCAGCGCGGCGGCCGCACCAGCGCCUUUGACCGGCUGAUGUCGCUGCGGAUGGGCAUUGACGCCUUCCACUGCGUCAAGGGCAUGUCCUCCUCUUCCCCCUCCUCCUCAUCUUCAAACUCCACUUUAUCUUCCGCUGUUGUGUUGACGCUGAACGAGGGCAACGUGGUGGCAAAGCCGCUGAUGAACUGCGUUCAGGAGACCACCAAACUGAACGGCCUGAUGCGCGAGCACAAGUGGGAGGAGGUGGUGGCCCUCCGUGGGGAGCACUUUCGCCUCACCUGGAACAACUUUCGCGAUCUGAUGUCUUGCAAUUCGAAUGAUCAGCCUGGAAAUAAUUCACAGCAGCAGGAGCAAACCACUUGGGCGGUGGCGCACAUCGGCGACUCGGUGGCGGGCGUCAACGCCGUCCUCUACGGGGUGGUGCG